AUGAUAUUCUUGCGUUAUCAUCUUGACAAGAUUCUAAAAAUCGAAUAUCUCACAGUUAAGGAUCCACUUGUUUUGUGGAAAAGCCUAAAAGAAAGAUAUGACCACUUGAAGAUGGUCAUACAUCCAAAAGCACGAUAUGAUUGGAUGCAUCUAAGGCUACAAGACUUUAAGUCUAUACAUGAGUAUAAUUCUGCCAUGUUCAGAAUCACUUCUCAGUUGAAAUUAUGUGGAGAAACGGUUAGUGAUAUUGAUAUGAUGGACAAGACGUUCUCCACUUUUCAUGCCUCGAAUGUGCUCAUGCAGCAACAAUAUCGAGAGAAAGGUUUCAAAAAAUCUGAACCACUUCCUGAAGUGAAUGAGGCGUACGCCCACCAUGCUAGGCGUGGAAAAGGUCGAGGCCCUAAUUGUGGUCGUGGAUGCGGACGUGGACGUCGACGUGGUCGUGAUUAUUGUCAAGAACGUAAUUAUUUUCCUAGUGUUAAUCAUUCAUCAAACAAAAAUCACAAUCAAAAGGAAAAAAGAAAGGAUGAGAAACAUGAAGCAACUAGGGAAGGUUGUUUUCGAUGUGGUGGAAGAGGUCAUUAUGCAUGUGAUUGUCGUACUCCCAAACACUUGGUUGAGCUUUAUCAAGAAUCGCUAAAGAAGAAAGAGAAAAAUCCUGAAGCGAAUUUUGUCUCUGAAAAUCAAGUUGACAUCACGCACUUGGAUGUAGCAGAUUUCUUCGCACAUCCUGAAGGAAAGAUAGAUCACUUAAUUGGUGAUGGUUCUGUGAACAUGGAAGAAUGA
This is a messenger RNA of Solanum stenotomum, 786 nucleotides long. RefSeq lists its product as uncharacterized. The record is from RefSeq and is a predicted model, not a curated record. The coding region runs from base 1 to 786 and encodes 261 amino acids. Gene Ontology annotation, molecular function: nucleic acid binding; zinc ion binding. The transcript is spliced from 2 exons. Lineage: Eukaryota; Viridiplantae; Streptophyta; Magnoliopsida; Solanales; Solanaceae.